Molecule: messenger RNA, 2134 nt
Organism: Python bivittatus (Burmese python)
Lineage: Eukaryota; Metazoa; Chordata; Lepidosauria; Squamata; Pythonidae
Source: RefSeq, a predicted model, not a curated record
GAAUGUCCCAGUGGGAUUGUUAAUGAAGAGACCUUCAAAGAGAUUUACUCUCAGUUCUUCCCACAGGGAGAUUCCACAACAUAUGCACAUUUUCUGUUCAAUGCAUUUGACACAGAUCAUAAUGGAUGUGUGAGUUUUGAGGAUUUCGUUAUGGGCCUUUCAAUUUUGCUUCGAGGGACAGUGCAGGAAAAACUCAAUUGGGCUUUUAAUUUGUAUGAUAUAAAUAAAGAUGGCUAUAUAACAAAAGAGGAAAUGCUUGAUAUAAUGAAGGCUAUAUAUGAUAUGAUGGGGAAAUGCACUUAUCCUGUUCUUAGAGAGGAUGCCCCAAGACAACAUGUGGAAACAUUUUUUCAGAAAAUGGACAAGAACAAAGAUGGUGUAGUGACCAUAGAUGAAUUCAUUGAAAGCUGCCAAAAAGAUGAAAACAUAAUGCGUUCCAUGCAACUCUUUGAAAAUGUAAUUUAACCUCAUGCAGCUCUCCCUUCAAUCAGUGGAGAAUAUGAACAAUUCUGCAGCAACACACCUAUAAAUGUUGCCACUUAUGAAACAGGAUUGUCAGCUUUUACACUGAGAUGUCUAUAAUGCAAAUAAGCUUUGCUUAAUUAAAGCCUACCUUCUGAGACUGUAUUUUUCCACUAGCUGAGGUAAAGCAAAGUCAUUAAACAAUGCUCUCAUAGUUGUUUUUAAAAUGUCAUUUGAUUCAUAGAACAAUCCAAAGAAAACAGCAAUAGGGAAAAUGCAUUAUUGUCAUUCCAACUUUGAUAGCAGAGGUCUUAGAGUGGUGGAAAAGGGCAAUCUGUUUGUUAGAUGAGUUUCUACAAUAUCAACUGUUUAAUUCCACACUCCCUAUUGUAUGAAGAUCAUCCUACAUAAUUCUCAACUGAAGAUUAUUUUUGACAAUGACAUUUUAAGCAGAAUCCACCCAUGUGUGGCUGGAAGCUUCAUGCAGCCUAUUAGCAUUCUCAUAUGCUGACUUCAUAUUGGGUCACUGUGAGAAAUGGGACAACUUAAAUGCAGCCAGGCUCUCCCCAUGAAACCAAACCCUUCUGUCUCCAUAAUAAACUUCAUACAGAGUCUUCCCUUGUUUAUCCUGAGGGGAUUAUCAGAUUCCUUGCCACUACUCUUUUAAAUUCAUGGUCUACACAUUUUAUAGCAGAAUAUUCUUUUUAUAGAAAAAAAGGUUUACAUUAUUUAACCAUUGCCUGUGAUAAAUUUAUUCUAUUGACAAGACUACUGGUAUAGUGAACAUUGAGGCAGCAGUUUACAUAAAAGCUUAGGCUUCCAAAUCAAAGGUAAAAAUUAGUUGAUACUACCGGUUCUUGAUUGGAAUAAAGAUGAAGCCAGAAUAGGGAACCAGCAAGAGAGUUGAUAGGGAACCAGCAAGAGAGUUCAUUCAGAUCCCCAGUAGAUACCACUCAAAAUAUGGGACAGGACACAAUUAUAACAAUCUAGCAUCAUGCAUAUGAGAGAUUUUUUUUCCUCUUGUUUCAAAGCCCAAGUAAGAUGGGAAGUUUAUUAGCGUAACAAUUUAGAAGCAACUGUAGAUUUUUCAGGAGCUACAACUGCUAGGAUUCAUAGUGUGAAAAGCAGAAAGAGAAUGUUCUGUGAACGAUAGAAAAUUGACAGAAAAAUGAUGUGAAUAAAAUUAAGAGUAAACUUGCCUCAGCCUUUAAAACUGACCAGGGAAAAAAUACAAGUGCACAGUAUCUGAGAUGAGAGAGGUAGAAGUUGGCUUUCCCCUUUCCUUAAAAAAAAAAGGGGGGGGAGACAGGAUGGACUGUAGCCAACAAAAAUUCCUAAUUCUCAAGGUAGUCAAAAUAUUAUUAAAUUACUGUCUGGCUAGAUGCCUAUAACUACUGAUAGAAGAACUAUGCCAGCAUUAAUCGUGACAUUUCUGCACUGAAGAUCCAGAGAGCUUAUAGAUGUACAAGAAUGCUGCAAACUGUUGUAGCUUUUUUUCUUUCUUUCUUCAAAAAUGACAUCUAUUCUGGUGCAAGAGGGCCUAGAGAGUCAAGCUGAAAUUUGCUCUAUCACCACCACUAUAGGAGUAAGAGUAGUACAAUACAUGUACAUCUGAAAUUUGUUGUAGAAUGUUCAUGAAAAUUAAAUGUGCACAUUUUAUAAUAAAAACGAA